Aspergillus bombycis is the source of this 1863-nucleotide messenger RNA. Its product is annotated as putative C6 transcription factor. Gene Ontology annotation, molecular function: DNA binding; DNA-binding transcription factor activity, RNA polymerase II-specific; zinc ion binding. Lineage: Eukaryota; Fungi; Ascomycota; Eurotiomycetes; Eurotiales; Aspergillaceae. The record is from RefSeq and is a predicted model, not a curated record. Gene Ontology annotation, biological process: DNA-templated transcription; regulation of DNA-templated transcription. The coding region runs from base 1 to 1863 and encodes 620 amino acids. The transcript is spliced from 6 exons.
AUGACAGACUCCAAACGACGGCUGGCGCCCGCGCCGCCCGGUACCCCGGGUGGCAAUGAUGCUCACCCCCGUAGGAAAAACGUCGGCACCGCGUGUUCGGCCUGCAAGGCUCGCAAGCUCAAGUGCACCGGGACCGCGCCUUGUGUGAACUGCGUCAAGAGUCGCCUCGAAUGUACCCUGGAUCAGACUCUCGACAAACGCCGUCGCGGAGCCUUAAAACGCAAGAUCGACCAACUUGAGGAGAAAGAGGAUCUUCUUUUUCGCCUGGUCAGCGUCCUCCGAGAAAGUGGCAACCGCAGCACCAUUCCCUUGCUGAACUUGAUCCGAAGCAAUGCCUCGCUGCCGGAGAUCCAACACUAUCUCAACCAUCAGGUGCCCGAAUCGGAACUAGCCCUGAUGCCCGAGCUCAUCGAGGUCAGCCAUGAGGUUCAGCGAUUACAGGACGCGGACUCGCGCUCAGUGCGUCGGAUCCUGGAUGCGAAGCGAUUGUCGGAUCAACCGUUGUUUCAGGUCCCUGCGAAGCCCUGGACUAGCGUCGUCUCGGACAACGAUUUUGUGUCGCACCUCGUCUCGCUGUGGCUUACCUGGUUCCACCCUUUCUCCAAUUGGGUCGAUCGUGGCCUGUUCAUUCACGAUAUGCAAGCGGGGUUGCUGGGGGCCAAAUACUGUUCGCCGUUUUUGGUCAAUGCUAUUCUAGCAUAUGCAUGUACCUACUCAGAUUAUCCCGAAGCGUAUGCUGUUCCCGGGGAUGUGUCGUCGAAAGGUGCUCACUUUUACGAUGAGGCGAAGCGAUUGCUGGACAAGGAGGAAGGGAGGAUUAGCCUUCCCACUGUCCAAGGUAUUGGUGUGCUAUGGGUGCGUGCCUGUAUGAUCGGUCAAGACCGCCAGGCGUGGAUCUAUCGAAGCCAACUGGCCUACUCAGCCAACGAACUGUCGCAAAAGCACGCAGUGCUAACAUCGACAGUCAACGAAGACGAACUGCGUAUGGCCCGGGUAGUUAAUAACACUAGCUGGGGUUUAUUCAACAGCGCCACGACUCACUCCUUGUUAUACGAGAAGACACCAACAAUAAAGCCGCCGCAACAACCAUCUUUCCUGCCGGUGAAUCAUGAAUCGAACCAGGACGAGUGGCAUCCAUACCCAACGCCGGCGGAUCGAACGCCGUCGCACACGACGUGUCUAUUCAACGAGCUCUGUGCGUUGAAUCUAAUCGCAUAUGAUGUCGCAGACUUUUAUUUUCGCAAAGAGGCGCCUCCUUCCCGUCCAGACAUGGAACAAAAGACCUCCGAAUUGCAUAAACGUCUCACGGAAUGGGCGAAUCGACUACCACAAUGUCUGAAGACAGGGAAGGACACCGAAAUUCCGCACAUCCUAUGCCUAAAUAUGUAUUACCACACCAUCCUCAUCACUAUCUACAAUCCUCACAGACUGUCACGUGAAAACAUUAUGCCUUACACGAAUCACGACACGAUCAUCCCAGCACAAGCCCUCACUAUCUGUUUAUCCUCCGCUCGUAGCCUCGGCCACUGGAUGCAAAUGUACCGAACCACGUGGGGCCUCGAACACAUGCCCAUCUUCCAUAUCCAAUGGAUCCAAGCGGCACUGUUUAUUCUCUUAGAAAACCUACAGAAGGCCGACAACUGCGAAGCGUUCAUUAUUCUCAGCAUUGCAGCGAAGGCAUUCUCGCGACGGUUCGAGAAAGCCAAGCGCCUUCUCCGGUCGCUCCAGGAGACGGCUCGAGAGUUGAGAAUCAAUCUACCGGUCGAGGUAGCUCCGUUGUUCAUCGAAAUAGAUGGUCAAUGGCUAUUGCGUCCGAUAAGGAUUAAGGAAGAGACGAUCGAUGCAGCAAGCGGUGACGUAUAA